Centropristis striata (black sea bass) is the source of this 4266-nucleotide messenger RNA. RefSeq names its product ribosomal RNA processing 12 homolog (gene rrp12). Bases 51 to 3917 code for a protein of 1288 amino acids. The transcript is spliced from 34 exons. Lineage: Eukaryota; Metazoa; Chordata; Actinopteri; Perciformes; Serranidae. The record is from RefSeq and is a predicted model, not a curated record.
CUGCAGCUACACAGACAGUCGGGGUAACGUGAUUAUUUUCUACCCCGAAAAUGGUCAAAUCGGGGAAACUUCGGUCCGGGACAGGGUCGAAACUAAAACGAUGGAAGAAAGGACACAGCAGCGACUCAAACCCGCAGUCGAGUCGUUUCCGACAGGCUGCUAAAAGCCGCUUCUUCAGCCGACCCUCCGGAAAGAGUGAUCUAACAGUUGAUGCUCUUAAGCUUCACAAUGACCUGCAGUCAGGUCCGCUGGAGCUCAGCAGCCGCAAAGAUGACUGCAUGGAAGAGGAGGCAGAUGAGGCGUUUUCAGAUAGAACCUCUGGUACCUUCCUCAGCGGCCUGUCGGACUGCUCCAACCUGACCUUCAGAAAGGUGCAGCGCUACUGGGAGUCCAAUUCAGCUGCUCACAAAGAGAUCUGUGCAGUGUUGGCAGCUGUUACUGAGGUGAUCCGUAGUCAAGGAGGGAAGGAGACUGAAACAGAGUACUUUGCUGCUUUGAUGACCACCCUGGAGGUUGUGGAUACAGCAGAGUCUCAGGCUGCAGUGGCGUACCUCCUCAACCUCGUCAUGAAACGGGUUCCUGCUCCAGUCCUCAUGUCCAAGUUCUCAGACACCACCAAGGCUCUGAUGGACGUCAUGUCUAAAGAGGCCACGUCUGACAUUGCCUCUGCUCUUAGAUGGGUCCUGUCAUGCCUUGCCACCUUGUUGAGGAAGCAGGAUGUAUCUGUGUGGACCUACCCCUCUACUCUUCAGGCUUACCACGGCCUUCUCAGCUUCACAGUGCACAGCAAGCCUAAGGUCCGUAAAGCAGCUCAGCAAGGCGUUUGCGCCAUUCUCAGAGGCAGCGACUUCCUGUUUACAGAUAAUUCCCCGAGCCAUCACCCUGCUGCGGCGACCACAGCCAAGUUCUGCAUGAAAGAAAUGGAACAGGCAGGAGGCAGCAAAGAGGACACCACCACGCUUCAUGUGCUGGGCCUUCUGAAGGAGCUGAUGGGGACGUUUCCUCUGGGAGCCGUCAAGUCCUGUUGUGAGACUCUGCUGCGAGUGAUGACACUCAGCCAUGUGCUGGUGACGGCGAGUGCCAUGCAGGCUUUUCAUCGUCUCUUCAGCGGGAAGCCAAACGCUUCAACGCUCUCGGCAGAACUCAACGCACAGAUCAUCACGGCUCUGUACGACUACCUGCCCAGUGAGAAUGACCUGCAGCCUCUGCUGGCUUGGCUCGCUGUCAUGGAGAAAGCUCACGUUCACCUGGCGAGUCUGCAGAGUUCUCUGAGUUUGGGUCACCUCCCUCGCCUUUUCUCUGCUGCCAUGUCCUGCCUGCUGUCGCCUCACACACAAGUGGUCUCUGCAGCCACCAACACACUGAAGACUUUGUUGACUGAAUGUGUUGCCCCUCACAUGGACGAAAUGGGCAUGAUCACUGCCUCAGCCUCUGCAGGGAACCCCUCCUAUAUCUGCAAAAUGUUUCGCAUCAUAGAAGAAGGAUUGUCCUAUCGCUUCCAUGCCUCCUGGCCGUUUGUGCUGCAGAUCCUCGGCUGCUUCUAUCGAGCUGCAGGGAAACACGCUCACCCCAUCAUGACCAAGUCACUGCAGUCUCUGGCAGACCUGCGUUCCACUCCUCACUUCCCCUUCAGCGGUGAGUUGGACCUGGCUGUAGGAGGAGCUGUAGAGAGCAUGGGCCCUGAAGUCGUGCUGGGCGCUGUGCCUCUCAACAUCACCGGCUAUGAGGAUGACUUGGAGUUCCCACGCAGCUGGCUGGUCCCGGUCAUACGGGAUCAUGUGAAGAACACUCACCUCGGUUUCUUCAAUUCUUAUUUCCUCCCUCUGGCUUCUACACUCAAGCAGAGAGCUGAAGAAUUAGAGCAAGCAGGGCAGAAACUUGAGGCCAGAGUCUACCAGACAUUACAGAUCCAGAUUUGGACCAUGCUCCCUGGUUUCUGUACAUGUCCUGUGGACCUGAUGGCCUCCUUCAAAGGCAUUGCACGCACACUCGGUAUGGCUAUUAACGAGCGGCCGGACCUGAGGCUCAUAGUGUGCCAGGCGCUACGCACUGUUGUCAACAAGAGCUGCUCCACAGAGGAGGAAAAAGCUGAAGUGGGCCGCUUUUCCAAGAACUUCUUGCCCAUCCUGUUCAACGUGUAUGGCCAGCAGCCCGCAGCGGGAGAGUCCGCCACCUACAGGAUGGCCGUACUAGACACCAUCAAGGUCUACUUAACCGUCACCGAACCUGAGAUGGUCUGCACGUUCCUGCAAAAAGCCACAGAGAGACUGAGCGGCAGCGACACCACUGAGUUCACACGGCUGUCAAUGAUGGACCUUGUAGUCGCCAUGGCUCCCUCUGUCGAUGAGGUCACCAUGACUAAAACCUUUGAGCUGAUUCGGCCAUAUUUGGAGACCAAAGAGCCAGGCAUGCAGAAGAAGGCGUACCGCGUGCUGGAGGAGAUGUGCGGUGGCGAGAGCGACGCGUGCAAAUCGUUUGUCGUGGCCAAUCUGGAAACUCUCAAAGCCGUCCUGCUCGACACCCUGAAAGCAGCUUCCUCCCCAGCGAAGAGGCCGAGACUGAAGUGUCUGAUCCACAUCGUGAAGAGGCUCAAUGAGGAGCACAGAGACUUCAUCACAGCACUGCUGCCAGAGGUGAUCAUUUGCACCAAGGAGGUGGCUGUCGGCGCUCGUAAGAAUGCCUACACUCUGCUGGUGGAAAUAGGAAACGCAUUUGUCCGCUUCUGUGGAAACACAAAAGAUGCCAUGGAGCAGUAUUUGGUGUUGGUGUACGCAGGACUCACAGGCUCCGUCACCAUGAUCACCUGUACGGUGCUCGCGCUAACUCGGCUGGUGUUUGAGUAUAAAGAUGCUAUCGAUGUGGCCACCAGGGAGCAGCUGCUGCACAACAUCUGUCUGCUGCUGUCGUCUCGUACCAGAGAGAUCGUCAAAGCCGCCUUGGGCUUCAUCAAGGUCAUCCUCUUCAUCAUGGACCCUAAGACACUGGCAUCACACGCCACUGUCAUGAUUGAGGGAGUUGGAAACAUAAAAGAUGACGUGAGGAGACACUUCAGAACCAAACUGAAGAACAUCUUCACCAAGUUCAUUAGAAAGUUUGGUUUUGAGCUGGUGAAGAGCAUGCUGCCUGCAGAACACCACAAGGUGAUCGCAAACAUCCGCAAGGCCGAGGCUCGCACCAAGAGGAAGAAACAGGCCGCCGAGCAGCACGACGACUCUGAGAGCGAAGACGAGGAACCUAAAGCAAAGAGCCAAAGUAUCGAGGAGAUCCUUGCAGAGUCGGACAGUGAUUUGUCAGAUAAUGAAGGAAAGGCCCGUAAUGCUCAGAAGAAAGCAGGCAAACCGCAGAAAGCGCGGGCCUGGCUCAAAGAAGGAGAAGGAGACGAGCCGCUUAACUUCCUGGACCCCAAAGUUUCCCAGAGAGUGCUAGCCACAAACCCAGCGCUGAAAAAGAGCGCCAAGGUGGAGCACGGCUUCAAGGUGACUUCAGACGGGCGGCUGAUCAUCAGAGAGGAUGACGAGGAGGAUGCAAACGACAAAGAUGAGGGAGAGAUGAAAGAUAUUCUCGAGGAGGCUGGAGUCAAGAGUAAAAAGACACAGAAAAGGAAGUUCCGAGACGACAACUUCGAUGAGGACAUGGACAUUGAACCCCAACUGAAAUACAAAGCUGGGGGCUCUGGUAUCCACAGACCCCUGGGAGGAAGAGAAGACAUGGGGGCAGACUACAAGUCAAAGAAAGGAAAAGGAGACGUGAAGAAAAAAGGAAAGCUCGAUCCUUACGCUUACAUCCCUCUGAAGAAGGCCCAGCUCAAUCGCAGGAAGCGUGCCAAACUGCAGGGCCAGUUCCAGGGCAUGGUGAGGGGAGCCCAGAAGGGGGCGCUGUCUGGAAAGAAAAUGCAGAGGAAGAAGAGGAAAGCCUGAAGAACAAACUGAAAUUACUCAUAAUGGACUUUAAAUACGUUGUGUGCGUGUGAUGGUGUGUUCAUAAACAUACUAAAAUGUAGACAUACACCUUGGAUGCGUGUGUAUGUCUGUGUGUGUUUCUGAUGGAUUGUUGUUAAAGGUGAAACCAGUUUGUUUUUAAACUGUUUCGCUUUUCAAAAUUCUGACUCAUUCAGCUUUGAGAGCCUCCAGCUGUCAAAAAUCACUCGGUAAGCUGUUAAAUGCGUCUCAUAAAUCCUCCCUUUGGUAAACAUAAAUGUAUGUAUGUAUAAACACUGUCUAGAUAUUGAGGCAGACAAUAAGACUGGUUUGGGAACAGUGACGUCCA